Carassius gibelio (silver crucian carp) is the source of this 4314-nucleotide messenger RNA. It is a transcript of the gene susd5, whose product is annotated as sushi domain containing 5. Bases 337 to 2382 code for a protein of 681 amino acids. The record is from RefSeq and is a predicted model, not a curated record. Gene Ontology annotation, molecular function: hyaluronic acid binding. Gene Ontology annotation, biological process: cell adhesion; Notch signaling pathway. The transcript has 5 exons. Lineage: Eukaryota; Metazoa; Chordata; Actinopteri; Cypriniformes; Cyprinidae.
AGCAUUAUGAGCCGGACUCCCCACGGCCCUGGAACAAUCCCAGUGCUUAGAGUCUCUGUUCGCAUGCGGUACUGCACAGGUUCUGAGUCAUGACGUAUUUACUGACAACGCCGUGCGAGUUUUCGCACGAGCGCACAAGCUGCUCGGUAAUGUACCUCUUGGUCAGAUAAACCUCCCCUUGCACCUCUGUCACUGCGCCUUUUAGUUCUUUUCUCUCGGCAAUCGGGAUCAUCGGACCUGUCCGUCUGGAGAGCGCAAUUCUACUGGGAUUUUUCACCUUUUCUGACAGAUUUGGAAAAGUUUUACCUCCGUUUUUUCCAGAAACGCCGUUUCAUUAUGGGGCGAGCCUGUCACCGAGAGCUCGCGCUCCUGCCGCUGCUGGGAUACUUGGCUUGCCUGACGCGCGCGGACGUCUCUCCAUUAGGACACGUGUUUUUACUGGAGUUGGAGAAUUUUCCAAAAGGUGGGCAGGAGAGAGGGUUCGAGGCAGCAACACAUGCCUGUAUGGCUCAAGGGGCCCAGGUGGCAUCCGGGGCCGGCCUGCAUCACGCAGUGUUGGAAUGUGCCUUCUCAGCCUGCUCGCGUGGUUGGCUCUCCGGACCGAGUGUUGGGACUACAGUGUGCAGCGGCGUCCCGGGGAGUUUGAGGCCAGUUGAUGUGCAGUUGGAGAAUUUGACUAGGGACACUGAGAGACUGGGCGUGUUCUGCGUGAAAGAUAGCGAUGCUCCAUGUGGCCAGCCACCUUCAUUCCCACACUCACAUCUGCAGGGGAAAACUGGUCUGGACCUCGGGGAUGAACUUCUGUAUACCUGUGACCCAGGAUAUAAACUUCCCAACGGAGAGACGGGCUUCAGCCUGCUUUGCGACAGUUGUGGAGAAUGGUACGGACUUGUGCAGCAUUGCCUGAAAGAUGAUCCUGAAGGCCACAUCGACUAUGAAGAUAAGUUCACAGAUGGCCAUCUCCUUGAAAAUCUGAGGGAGGACCAUCAUAUUUCUUUGAAUCCAGGAGGAACGCAGUCCACUGUUCAUGAAGUAGAAGAAUCCUUUCCUGAGCCAGAGCCAGAUCCAGAGCCAGAGCCUGAGCAUACAGUCAUUUCUGAAGAAGAGAAGGAGAAUGAUGGAGAUUCAAUAUCAGUCACUGAACCUCCAGUGUCUCAACUCAGUCAGAAGCACAUGUUCUGGUUUCCUUCAGAGGCCUUCCAGGAAGAGAAGGAGCAGCCGGGUAUCACCACUGAUCUCUCCUCUGUUAAAAACCCCAAUGAAGAUGAGAGUCACAUGACGGUCAAAACAACCAACAGCCAGUCAGUUCCUGAUAUUAUCGCUGAGGAAAGUGACCAUUCUCCCACCGAUGAACCUACCAGUCCCAGUGACGGUGGCUCAGACGAUUCCUGGCUAGAUGGACACCCUGUUACUCAAGAUGAAGAUAAAGCUGGAGGUGAGUCCACAGGGGAGGCAGGGCCAGAACAAGAUGUAGAGUCAGAAACAGAGACCUUGACUGGCCACUCGGAAGUUGAGGUGUUUGAGGAUAUUACCAAAAACCCUGUGGAAGAAGACACCGGGGGUUUGAUUGAAAACCCUGAGGAGGACGAAGAUGGAGAAAUAAAAAAUCCAGAGGACACAAUCCACAUGAAAGGAGACGAGGAGGAGCUCGCUAAAGGCACAACAAGACUUGAAAAGGAAGAGUCUGUUGUAACACCUUAUGAGGAAACAACUGAAGGACUUUCAGAAGAUGACAUGGUGAAAGAAACGUACACACCAGAGGAAACGGAUUCUGAUGGAUCCAAAACAUUGGGGUUUGGUGGUGUUACUGACAGUCCAAAUGGUGUGGAGGUGAAGCCCACCACCUUCAUUACUCAGAUCACAGCCAGUCCAGAUGAUAUUGUUGUACACAAGCGGCCCACGCCGUACACACCAGCUUCCGCUCCUGAAAACGUGAGCACCAGUCAAGGCGGCCUGGGCCCUGAGAACACAUCCACAGCUUCUGGGAUGGUACAUCUGGAUGGUCCACCUGAUUAUAUCACCAGCAUGCCCACACCCGUCAUCAAGGAUCCAUGGGAAACCUUCGAUGACCACUUCCUGGAGCACAUACCUGGUCACGUCCCAACUGAAAACCCUGAAAAUCAGAGCGUGAUGGAAAGAGGUGGAGAUCACAGCCUCGAUCAACAGGAGCGGGCUGGAGAGGGUGCUUGUGCUGAAGACCCCUGUCACGGUUCAGGCCGUGGGCCAAUGAUCGCAGCCAUUAUCGUUGGCAUCGUAGCAGCGGUGGUGGGUUUGGUCUUGGGCGUAUGGUAUUAUAAAAAGAGGCAACAAAAGAGCUCUCACUACCAGCUCAAUGGAACUAACAGGCAAACGCAGUGCAUUGAGUUACAACAGACUGUGUGAAAGUCACACAGAUCCACAUAAAGCCACACAGCUUACUCAGUCGUCCAUACAAAGCCAUUUAUGUGUGAACAUUACAGUCUACGUCCACUGGGGCUCAGCUAAAUUCAGAGUAGAAAAAGCGCAAAAUCUAUCUAUCUACAUGUAUCGUUCUAUCUUUUUCUAACUUUGUAGUACAAUUACAGUCAUUUUAAUUUCUUAAAUUUUUUAAUUCACUUAAAUUUCCUUCAAAUUCAUUGGAAUAUAAUCUUAAUUCAAUUCUGAAUGCAACACAAUCCUGACCUUCACACUAACACUCUGUGUAACACUCCUUUAUCGCACAAGGUUGGAUUGUUUAGUGCUUACUUAGAUAGUAUUUCUGUUUUACAGUGUUUUCUUUUUCUUUAUGUUUCCAUUGUAUUGUGGAUAAUUGAUGGAUCAUGAAUCUGAUGUCUUCUCAUGCUUUGGACGGACUGGUGGUCGGUGCAUGUGUAUAUGGGGUGCCCGUCUGUCCAGAUUUGUACAUGUUUAUAGCUUUGUCCAUUAGUGAGUAAGCGUGUGUAAGAGAAUCAUUGUGACUUUAGCAUGUUUGCUUUUGAAAGAGAGCAGUCAGUUCAAAAGAGAGUGUGGUUGAACUGUGUGCGCAAUUGACAGUUUCUAGCUUGCAGACAGGUGAUACAUUCUGGUCAGGUGAAUUCUGAUUGGCUUUCAGCUCUUACAGUCCUAGAGCAGGCAGAAUAAAUAGCUUUCUUCCCUAAGUUUAGAAUACAAUGAGCAUUUGUUCUUUUCAAACCUUUUUCCUAAAAAUAAGUGAGUUUCUUGGGGUUGAGCUCAGGACUCAGAAAGAUUCACACUCACAGACUGGUUUACAGUGUAUUGAGUUAAUAUAUCCAGCGCUAUAAAAGUUACAUCAUAGUAGACUAUUUUCUACAUAGAUUUUCCCAGAUAUCUCAUUGAUGUUCAGUGCAAACUUUUGGCCAUGUCUUAUACAAGAUAUUCACCUCCAGUGACGUUUAUGAGGCAUAUUUAUAUUGUGUAUUAUAAAUGUAAAAACUUGAUUUUAGAGCUAGUAAAUUAAAACAACAAAAAAAACAAAUCAGAUAUGUCUAGAAUUACGCAUUUCAAUUGUCAUACUGAGGUCAAACAUAUAGUAUGUUAUUUUUAGAUAAUAUUAAUAAUAGGUAAUUAAGUGUAGUAAAGCCAUUUAUUUCUAGGUGGUGUUAGAGCAAAUGUAGCAUUUUUUUAUAUUGUUUGAUUGAUUUAUAAAUGAAGAAAAGUGAAGUAAAGCUUCCUGAAUUUUGCAGGGUCAUUUGUAAGUAUCCAUUAAAGAAUCGACUGACAGUAUUAACAUUAUCUAACUGUUUGGAUAUUUUUGAUUGUUGGCUGUUGUUGUCUUUUAAUAUGUUUUCCAGCCCUAACAUCUCUAUUUAGCAUAGAAGCUUGCACAGUCCUAUUUUAGAUUAGCCAUUUAGAGGAUGCUUUUAUCCAAAGAUACUUACAAAUGAUGAAAAUCACAAGCAAUUUAUCAUAGCCAAGAGCCAAAACACUUACAAAAUAAUCUCAUUUCUAAGAUCGAGAAAUCACUUCCAGUUGGCUGCUGUAGAUAUAUUUAAAGCUACAGUGGAUAAACACAUGAACUGCUUACCAUAAAAUAGGCCAUUUGCUAUUUGUGAGGUAAAUGUGGCCAUUGGAACUAUUUUAUUUGCUCUGAUAUCUUCUGAAAGUUAUUUUCUGAACUGUAAAGUGUUUUAUUGUGAUGUGGAACUGUGAGGCUUCAUACUCUUUGUUGAAAUUCAUCUGUAAUCAUUUCAAUCCCAUUUGAAGCUAAAACUGCUUAGUAAUAUCAACAUGACACUGUAACAAUGUCAGUUAGAUGUGACAUGAGAGUAUCUGACUAAACAUAGCUGUGGAAAACUAACUGAACAUUAACCAAUAAAUUACUUUUUGGGGGGAAAA